GCCAGACGUUCUUCGCCGAGAGUCGUCGGGGUUUCCUGCUUCAACAGUGCUUGGACGGAACCCGGCGCUCGUUCCCCACCCCGGCCGGCCGCCCAUAGCCAGCCCUCCGUCACCUCUUCACCGCACCCUCGGACUGCCCCAAGGCCCCCGCCGCCGCUCCAGCGCCGCGCAGCCACCGCCGCCGCCGCCGCCUCUCCUUAGUCGCCGCCAUGACGACCGCGUCCACCUCGCAGGUGCGCCAGAACUACCACCAGGACUCAGAGGCCGCCAUCAACCGCCAGAUCAACCUGGAGCUCUACGCCUCCUACGUUUACCUGUCCAUGUCUUACUACUUUGACCGCGAUGAUGUGGCUUUGAAGAACUUUGCCAAAUACUUUCUUCACCAAUCUCAUGAGGAGAGGGAACAUGCUGAGAAACUGAUGAAGCUGCAGAACCAACGAGGUGGCCGAAUCUUCCUUCAGGAUAUCAAGAAACCAGACUGUGAUGACUGGGAGAGCGGGCUGAAUGCAAUGGAGUGUGCAUUACAUUUGGAAAAAAAUGUGAAUCAGUCACUACUGGAACUGCACAAACUGGCCACUGACAAAAAUGACCCCCAUUUGUGUGACUUCAUUGAGACACAUUACCUGAAUGAGCAGGUGAAAGCCAUCAAAGAAUUGGGUGACCACGUGACCAACUUGCGCAAGAUGGGAGCGCCCGAAUCUGGCUUGGCGGAAUAUCUCUUUGACAAGCACACCCUGGGAGACAGUGAUAAUGAAAGCUAAGCCUCGGGCUAAUUUCCCCAUAGCCGUGGGGUGACUUCCCUGGUCACCAAGGCAGUGCAUGCAUGUUGGGGUUUCCUUUACCUUUUCUAUAAGUUGUACCAAAACAUCCACUUAAGUUCUUUGAUUUGUACCAUUCCUUCAAAUAAAGAAAUUUGGUACCCAGGUGUUGUCUUUGAGGUCUUGGGAUGAAUCAGAAAUCUAUCCAGGCUAUCUUCCAGAUUCCUUAAGUGCCGUUGUUCAGUUCUAAUCACACUAAUCAAAAAGAAACGAGUAUUUGUAUUUAUUAAACUCAUUAGUUUGGGCAGUAUACUAAGGUGUGGCUGUCUUGGAUUCAGAUAGAACUAAGGGUUCCCGACUCUGAAUCCAGAGUCUGAGUUAAAUGUUUCCAAUGGUUCAGUCUAGCUUUCACAGUUUUUAUGAAUAAAAGGCAUUAAAGGCUGAA
Molecule: messenger RNA, 1203 nt
Organism: Homo sapiens (human)
Lineage: Eukaryota; Metazoa; Chordata; Mammalia; Primates; Hominidae
Gene: FTH1
Product: ferritin heavy chain 1
Exons: 4
Coding region: 210-761 (183 amino acids)
Biological process (GO): iron ion transport; intracellular iron ion homeostasis
Cellular component (GO): lysosome; cytoplasm; autophagosome
Molecular function (GO): ferric iron binding; ferroxidase activity
Source: RefSeq, marked reviewed